UUUAAUACUUUAUAAAAACAUAUACAAUAAAAUCAAACAAACUAUGAAGGAAAAAGUGAACGAGUGUGACGUUAAUCUAACAUUUUACUAACACAAGUAUAGAAAAGUAAACGAAUAAUAUUAAAAGUACAACAAAAAAAAAAACACAUAUAUUUGAGUAAAGGAAAAAACUGAUCUCCAGAGGUUAAUGAAGUUCGCUCUGACACACAAAUCGAAAUUUUUUGUACUUGAGCCUAUCCUUUGGUAAAAAAAAAUGGAACCAAAACUGUUGAUGCCAUACAGUAAAACUAAUGCAAAUUUUUUGAUAAAUUAAGCUUGAUUAGUUAUGGAAAAAUAAAAAAAAAACAUUUAAGACCUAUAUUUAUUAAAAAAUUGAUAACUGAUUAUCAAAAUGAGUAUUUAAUAUCAACCUUAAAGUAUUACUUGUUGGAACCAUAACUAUCAAGAUUAACACAAUUCAAAACAACUAUUAUAAUAUGCAGUUAAAUGGGCUCUAAGAAAAUAUUUUUAAAAAAAAAACAAAGAAAACAAAAAAACAAGACAGAAAUAAAGCGAAAAAAUAUUAAUUUUGACAUUAAAGUUCGUUCAGUUCAAAUCGAUCGAAAAAAAUAUAGAAAAGUAAAAUGAUCAUAAAUAUCAUAUAGCAAACAUCAUUUGACGUGGAUAUUGUUGAGCAAGCAAGUACAUUUCCAUAAAACUACAGCUUUGAAAGUCGAAAAACUUGACAGUGACAACAAAAGUAUAUAUGUGCACUUGUAUUGAAGUUAUGAAGAUCAGAAAACUGGUAAACAGCCAAAACUAUUAGUGUAGAAUACAUGGAUCGCAAUAAUGGCGGCGAUCCCAAGGUCCCCCCAAGGCCUCCAAAAUCUAUCAUUGCGCGGGUUCAUCGUCCCAGAGCACCUGAUCCUUUUAUAAUAAAUGAAAAUAUGCCUCAAUUAUCGCCAAAGCCUAAACACUUUCAAGGCAAUAUCAUCCACAACAACAACAAUAAUAAUAUAUCCAAUAUCAAUGAAACAGAGAGAUCGCAAUUGGCGAUAGCAAGGUUAUCACCAAUUGUAAAUAGUUCUUACAAUAAUAAUAAUUUAAGUAGUAUUCGAAGUCCCAGACCUUUGAGUGUUUCUCCGAAUUUAUCUACAACAUUUACAAGGAGGCGAUCACCAUUAUCAGUAACUUCAAUUCAAACGGUGUCUCAAACUGUCCAAAACUCUGAAUCGAUUCCCACGGCCGUAACGCUGUCACAACCAAGACCCGAGAACGAGCGCCUCACUAACGAGUAUGUUGAUACACCUUUUACUGGAACCCAACAUUCUUCUGUAUUUCCUCGAGGGGUAUUAGAUUCAGUUAUUCACACAACAGUGGGAAGCCAGCAAUCAAAUAGAAUUUUAUUCAGCCAUGUGUCUGAGGAUCAAGAAAGUUUCAGACCAUCAAUUAUUCCAUUAAAAGAAACGGGAAGUUGCAAUCAAAUGAGGAAACUUUGCCCCGUAGAUUCUAAUGAUGUUAGCAGUAAUAAUUGCGUGACAGUACCUUCCGAAAAUUUAUCUUCAAGUGCUAUAAUUAAACAACCGUUAUCAUUCACAAAAGAUGGUGUCAGUAAUACGCUUAGCGACGGAACUCUAAUAGAUCACCAGGAUGAUUUGCCUAGUUCUAUUACCUGUCCAACAUGCAAAAAGUGUCGCUGCGAGGAAUGCCAACGUCCCAGACAGUUGCCCUCGAAGUGGAUUUGCGGUAACACUUGUUUAUGUAGUUCAGAGACAAUAAUUGAUUACACAUCAUGCUUGUGUUGUGUCAAAGCUUUAUACUAUCACUGUUCUAAGGAUCAUGAGAUUGAGCAAGAAGACGAGACUAUAGUUUGUGCUGACAAUCCAUGUUCAUGUGCACCUUAUAAUUUAUUAACACGAUGGGCGUGCCUUGGAACACUUUCUCUGGUAUUACCGUGUCUUUUCUGUUACUGGCCAUUAAAAGGUUGCGUAAAUAUAUGUGCUAAGUGUUAUGCAAAAUACUCACGACAUGGAUGCCAGUGUUCAGCAGAGACUGACAAAAAUUUACGAAUUUUUCAAAACCUUAGGCAAGAGAAAAGACUACUCGAUUCAAAUUCAGAUUAUUAAAGUUAUUAUUUCAACGCAAUACAAAAUGAAAACAACUAAAAAUAUUAACAAUUUUAUUAUGUAGUGCACUAAAUAAACAAAAAAAAAUAAUAAUUAUUAUUAUUUACAAUUAGAAAAUAUGUUAUAUUAACACUAUUUAUUUAUAAAAUAUGAUAAUAAUUACUAUUUAUAUUACAAAUAAUAAACAUACUAGAAAAAAACAUAACCAAAGACUGCGGUAAAAAGAUCAUUACUAAAUUAAGUCUAUUGUAAUAAAUUUUUACUAUUAUGUAAGCGUACUUUUUGUUAGCUAUGUUUAUAUUAAUUUAAUAAUUAAAAAUAAUUCUACAAUAUUUUACUUACUUAAACAGUAAAAAUGUCUAUAAUACAUUACCUAAUAAAAAAUAUUAAAAACACUGGAAAAUAACUUUGUCGUAAAACAGAAGUACCUAUGCUAAGUCUGAAUGGAAAGAUUAAA
Molecule: messenger RNA, 2562 nt
Organism: Culicoides brevitarsis
Lineage: Eukaryota; Metazoa; Arthropoda; Insecta; Diptera; Ceratopogonidae
Gene: sty
Product: protein sprouty
Exons: 2
Coding region: 816-2105 (429 amino acids)
Biological process (GO): multicellular organism development; negative regulation of fibroblast growth factor receptor signaling pathway; negative regulation of MAP kinase activity
Cellular component (GO): membrane; cytosol
Source: RefSeq, a predicted model, not a curated record